AUGGUGGAUGCUGACUCUGGUGACUUGGAACUUGUUGAUGAAAAUACAGUUGAGGAGGAGUAUAAGAAUGAGGAUGAGUUUGAAAUCAGCCUAGGUGAUAAUAUAGAUGACGAAACUGGUAGUGGUGGGGUUCCUGAUACUGCUACAUCUACAUUGGCUAGGAAAGCUUUCAUACAAGGCUUUGCUGAGAAGCUGAAAGAGGGAGAGAGAGAGAGAGGGAGAGAGAAAGAAAGAGAGAGGGUGGAUCGUUCGGGGAAGCCAGAGAAGAAAAAGAAAAAGAAGGGGAGAAAAAUCCUCGAGUUCUCAAGGAAUUAUGCCACUACCACUGGGCAAAAGGAAGAGAAGGUUAAGGUGCCUCUAGCUAUGUUUGGGGGAUCUGGUAACUAUGCAUCUGCAUUAUACAUAGCGGCAGUAAAAGGAAAUGCUCUGGACAAGGUUGAGUCUGAGCUUCUUGACCUUGUAGAGGCUUCUAAGAAAAGUCCGACCUUUGCUCAGUUCGCAAAGGAUCUCUCAGUCCCAGCAGAUACAAGAGUGAAGGCCCUCCAGGAAAUCUCUGCUGAAGCUAAAUUUUCUGAUCUGACAAAGAAUUUCUUGGCUUUGUUGGCUGAGAAUGGGAGGCUGACACAUAUAGAUAGCAUCACUAAGAGAUUUGUGGAGUUGACCUUGGCUCAUAAGGGAGAAGUGAAAGUAAUAAAACUAGGUGGAGGCGAGAAGCUGAGAACAUUACCUUUCUUUACCUUAUGAGGAUAUAUAGUACUUCUAUCUAACACAAGAGCUAUGUGCCAUGACCCUUCAAGAUCACAUAUCUAAGCCAUCCUGCAAUCCAUUUAAUAUGCUCAUUUAAACAUUUGAUAAUAUUGUUGGUUGGAGUUUUGUUUUCAU
Molecule: messenger RNA, 882 nt
Organism: Corylus avellana
Lineage: Eukaryota; Viridiplantae; Streptophyta; Magnoliopsida; Fagales; Betulaceae
Source: RefSeq, a predicted model, not a curated record